GAAGCCCCUGAUAAGAGUAUAAGAAGGCACCACUGCGACGUUUGAAACUGUCACUUCUGGGCAGGACACAAACCUUCACUAAGCAGCUUGAGUAGAAAAAAUGUUCCCUAUCUUGUUUUUGGCUUUCGUUGUAGCCAUCAAGGUAUUCAAGAAGACUACGCCUAAUGGCAAGGUCACUGUCUACCUGGGCAAACGAGACUUCAUUGAUCAUCUAGAUCAUGUGGAUCCUAUCGAUGGCAUCAUUGUCGUAGAAAAUGACUACCUCCAAGGACGAAAGGUUUACGGCCAGGUGACUACUACCUACCGUUUUGGCCGAGAGGAAGAUGAAGUAAUGGGCGUAAAAUUCAGCAAGGAAUUAGUUCUCUGCCGAGAUCAAAUAGUUCCUUUGAAAAAAGAAAAGCAAGAAACGACUGCAAUCCAAGAAAGAUUAUUGAAGAGACUUGGACCAAAUGCCUAUCCAUUCCUCUUCCAAUUUCCUCAGAACUCUCCGAGCUCUGUUACCCUUCAACCUGGAGAUGACGACCAGGGCAAACCAUUAGGUGUUGACUAUACCGUUAAAAUUUUUGUUGGAGAGAAUGAAGAAGACAAGGGCCAUAAGAGAUCAUCCGUGGCAUUGACUAUUAAGAAACUACAAUAUGCACCACCAACACGAGGACGUAGACUUCCAAGCUCUCUUGUAUCAAAAGGAUUUACCUUCUCUCAGGGCAAACUCAAUUUAGAAGUUACACUUGACAAAGAAAUAUAUUACCAUGGAGAAAAGGUGGCAGCUAAUGUAAUAAUUACAAAUAAUUCUAGGAAAGCAGUGAAAAACAUUAAGCUUUUUGUGGUGCAACACUGCGAAGUUACUAUGGUCAAUGCUCAAUUUUCACGACAUGUUGCUAGCUUGGAAACUCGUGAAGGUUGCCCAAUUACUCCUGGUGCAUCCUUUACAAAACAAUUUUACCUUGUACCUCUGGCUAGCAGCAACAAAGAUCGCCGUGGUAUUGCUCUUGAUGGACACCUUAAGGAUGAUGAUGUAAACCUUGCAUCUUCAACCAUGGUACAAGAAGGUAAAUGCCCUGCGGAAGCAAUGGGUAUUGUUAUUUCUUAUUCUGUGAGAGUAAAAUUGAACUGCGGCACUUUGGGAGGUGAACUGAUUACGGAUGUUCCAUUUAAAUUAAUGCAUCCUGCUCCUGGAUCUAUUGAAAAAGAAAAAGCCAUGAUGAAGAAGAGCAAGAGCAUCGAUAGAGCUCGCUAUGAAAAUUCUUGCUAUGCAAACGACGAUGAUGAUAAUAUUGUAUUUGAAGACUUUGCACGCCUACGCUUGAAUGAACCAGAGUAAAAUAUCUAUGUAUAUAUUAUAUAUUUCUCAAGAGAAUCUUAAAUUUUUCAAUAGUAAAAUAUCAAGUAUUACAGAAAAUAAAAUAGAAAGAAUUUUGGAUUAAUAUCUGAAAAAAAUAGGAUUCUUUUGAUGAAAGAAAUAGGCAACUUAUAAUGAAAAACUAGGCAAUCAAUAAGGUAAAUUGUUAAUUAUAAAAAUAUUAAAUUGUGAUCAAUCAACUAUUUUAAUAAAUACGUAUAAUUAUUACAUGCAUAUUAUGGAACGCUAAUAGAAAAAAAAAAAAUAAAAAUAUAUAAAAAAAGCGAAAACGACAAUAUGAAAAUAACUCAUGUCGUCAUGCAA
This is a messenger RNA of Vespula vulgaris, 1663 nucleotides long. It is a transcript of the gene Arr2, whose product is annotated as arrestin homolog. The record is from RefSeq and is a predicted model, not a curated record. Gene Ontology annotation, cellular component: cytoplasm. Bases 101 to 1321 code for a protein of 406 amino acids. The transcript is spliced from 7 exons. Gene Ontology annotation, biological process: G protein-coupled receptor internalization; signal transduction. Lineage: Eukaryota; Metazoa; Arthropoda; Insecta; Hymenoptera; Vespidae. Gene Ontology annotation, molecular function: G protein-coupled receptor binding.